UAUAAAGAAAGGGAAGAAGCUGGAAAAGGCAAAGUUCGUGGAAAUUGCCCAUGUAUGCUGGUCCCCAAGUGACUCCAUACUGCACCCUAACACCUGGGUCUCUAACAUUUUCUGCACCCAUUAUGAAGGUUGGACAAAAGGAGGCUUUCACCGGUCCAGCUUGUUAGGCCUCUCUUAUUAUCUGGUGCACUUGGGAUCCUAAUGCAGGGAUAUUUGAAACCAGGUUGAGGGAGAGGUAGGGAGCAAGUCUUUGAGCUGUCACUUUUCCAGGUUCUAGGCAGCCUGGGGAACCUCUAGUCAUUUAUUGAAGGACUGGGCUCAAAUGAGGUAGAAUUCAGGAACUGAAGACUUUCUGGACCAUAACAGGUCUAGCAGUCCAGCGAAGCCUCCUAGGCUGGCCUUCCAGAAGCAGCCCACCGCCUUCCCCAGACCCCAGCCCAGGAAAGGGGAGAUGUUACCCUCUGUUUGCAAGGCCAACUCACUCGCUUUUCUUCCUAGCUCUCCAAAAGGCCUGGAGACCUGGGGAAAUGUUCUCUUCCUUGCUCCCUCCAACCCCGAAGCUCCUGGUCCCAGGCCUAGCCGGGAGGUUCAGGAAGCCGGGGCACAUCCAUCAACUGUCUCGGCCUCUCCCACGCCUGGGCCCCUUCAUCUUCCCGUAGUUACGCUCCCGCCGGGGAGGCGCGGCCCUUCCUCACAGCCUGCUCAGCCGCUGGCAGGUUCAGGCUAGUCUGGGGCGGGGACUUGGGAGAGCCUGAAAGUUGAGGGUGGGGACCCAGACCCAUCUUUAAAGGCCUGGAACUGGCCCUAAGGAACCUCGACACACGGCGAAGGCCCUGGGCUGUCCCAAGAAGUGCAGGAUCCUGCUCCCCAUCGCCCAAGUUGUCAGAGGCCAUGGGUCGCUACCGCAUCCGAGUGGCCACUGGGGCCUGGCUCUUCUCUGGGUCGCACAACCGUGUGCAGCUGUGGCUGGUCGGGGUGCGCGGGGAGUCAGAGCUGGAGCUGCAGCUGCGACCCGCGCGGUGCCAGGAGUUGGAGUUUGAGCACGAUAUUCCCGAGGACUUGGGGCCACUGCAGUUCGUGAAGCUAUGCAAACACCACUCCCUGGUGGACAACGCGUGGUUCUGCGACCGUAUCACAGUGCAAGGGCCCGGAGACUGCGCGGAAACUGCCUUCCCCUGCUACAGCUGGGUGCAGGGCGAAGGCGUGUUGAGCCUGCCGGAGGGCACUGCCCGCCUGGCAGGAGACAAUGCAUUGGAUGUGUUCCAGAAGCAUCGAGAGAAGGAACUGAAGGAAAGACGACAGACAUACUGCUGGGCCACCUGGAAGGAAGGGUUACCCCUGACGAUAGCUGCAGGCUGUGAGGAUGAUCUACCUCUAAAUAUGAGAUUCUGCGAGGAGAAGAGGCUGGACUUUGAAUGGACACUGAAGGCAGGGAAACUGGAGAUAAUGCUUAAGCGUGCUUACACCCUCCUGAGCUCCUGGAAGCACCUGGAGGAUUUUGAUCAGAUCUUCUGGGGCCAGAAGAGCACCCUGGCUGAGAAGGUUCGCCAGUGCUGGCAGGAUGACGAGUUUUUUGGCUACCAGUUCCUCAAUGGUGCCAACCCCAUGCUGUUGAGACGCUCCACCUCUCUGCCCUCCCGGCUAGUGCUGCCCUCAGGAAUGGAGGAGCUUCAGACCCAGUUGGAGAAAGAACUCCAGAACAAUUCCCUGUUUGAAGCUGACUUUAUCCUGCUGGAUGGAAUUCCAGCCAAUGUGAUCAGAGGAGAGAAGCAGUAUCUGGCUGCCCCUCUCGUCAUGAUGAGGAUGGAACCUAGUGGGAAGCUGCUACCCCUGGUCAUCCAGAUCCAGCCUCCCAGCCCCAGCUUCCCCACCCCACCACUGUUCCUGCCCUCAGAUCCUCCACUUGCCUGGCUCCUGGCAAAGUCCUGGGUCCGAACUUCAGAUUUUCAACUGCACCAGCUCCAAUACCAUCUGCUGAACACUCAUCUGGUGGCUGAAGUUGUUGCUGUUGCCACCAUGAGGUGCCUCCCAGGACUGCACCCUGUCUUCAAGCUCCUGAUCCCACACAUUCGCUACACCAUGGAGAUCAACAGCCGGGCACGGACCCAACUCAUCUCAGAUGGAGGUAUAUUUGAUAAGGCAGUCAGCACAGGUGGAGGGGGCCAUGUGCAGUUGCUUCGUCGGGCCAUGACUCAGUUGACCUACCGCUCCCUCUGUCCUCCUGAUGAUCUCGCUGACCGGGGCCUACUGGGAAUCCCAAGUGCUCUCUAUGCCCAUGAUGCUUUACGGCUCUGGAAGGUCAUUGCUCGAUAUGUGGAGGAGAUUGUCCACCUCUUCUACCAUGGGGAUGAUGUCGUAAGAGGUGACCCUGAGCUGCAGGCCUGGUGUCGAGAGAUCACUGAGGUUGGGCUGUGCCAGGCCCAAGACCGAGGUUUCCCUGUCUCCUUCCAGUCCCAGAAUCAACUUUGCCAUUUCCUUACCAUGUGUGUCUUCACAUGCAGUGCCCAGCAUGGGGCCAUCAAUCAAGGCCAGCUAGAGUGGUAUGCCUGGGUCCCUAAUGCCCCAUGCACAAUGCGGAUGCCCCCACCCACUACCAAGGAAGAUGUGACAAUGGCCACAGUGAUGGGCUCACUACCUGAUGUCCAACAGAGCUGUCUUCAAAUGACCAUCACAUGGCAUCUGGGUCGACGCCAGCCAGAUAUGGUGCCUCUGGGGCAUCACAAAGAAAAGUAUUUCUCAGGCCCCAAGGCCAAGGCUGUACUAAACCAAUUCCAAACAGAUCUGGAAAACUUGGAAAGGGAAAUUACAGCCCGGAAUGAGCAACUUGACUUGCCCUAUGAAUACUUGAAGCCCAGCCACAUAGAGAACAGUAUCACCAUCUGAGCUCUACCGCCGCCACCCCCCACCCCCGACCCUGGCCUGGAAAACUUCAGAUCAGCUCUAGGACUGACAUUUCCAUUUUGAAUUUCCUAGAUUCCUAAGUCUCUGCUGCUAGGGCUCUAUUUCUUCCCCCAACUAAAUCCCCUAUGUCAGUAUCCCACUAGUCCAGGGAGGCUACAAACCUUUUCUAUAAAAAAGCCAGAUGAUAAAGUUUUAGGCUUUGUAGGGCACACCAUCUUCGUCAUAACUACUCAACUCUCUCAUUAUAGAGAAAAGCAGCCGCAGACAAUAUGAAUAUGAAUGAGUGUGACUGUGUUCCAAUAAAACUUUAUUCAUGGACAAUGAAAUGUGAACUUCAGGUGUCAUGAAAUAUUCUUUUGGUUUAGUCAACUAAUUAAAAAUGCAAAACACACACAAACAAACAAAAAACCUGUGCUUUGCCAGAGGGAUGUGCACAGACUGCAGGCUGAAUUUGGCCCCCAGUGGCAGUACCUGCACAAGGUACCCUGCUCUAGCCUGACCCUACUUGCAAACAUCCAGAGAAUGCUCUCAGCAAUAGGCAAGAAAGAUUUCUUAGACAAAUGAACUACUUCAACUAAUUCUCCUUUCCCAAGAACUAGAGUUCAUGCUUAAUGGCAAACUUAAAAAUUCCUGACUCUCUGGAAACUUUCCCUCCAUCCCCAUUCCUCCUCUUCACACAUCUACCCCCAAAAUUCCAAGAAUAAGAAUAGUGCUCCCAGAGCAGAAUAAAAAAAACCUUCACCCCCAAAUGGCUUUCUUCCCCAAACAGUCUCAAAAAGACACAUGAAACUCAUCUCUCAAGCCCCUUUAGUAUGCUGGAGUCUCUAUGUGUUUCCCAGGUUCCAAAUUCUUUCACAACACUUUCAGAACAAUGUGCACAAAAUAAAUGUUAAAAUACCACAAAGUUAUGCUAACCAUUAACGACAGUGUUUAUCUCAUUCUGAAAUCGAAAUGACCCCUCUCAAUUAUGCUAUCAUCACUGUCCUCACCAGACUAAACACAACAAGCUCAGCGCAAAAUUGUGUUUUUUACACACCCCUAUUUCCCUGAAUAAUUAUUACAAAUCUGUCAUCAGUGAAGUAUAUGAACGUUUUCUUUGGAGAGGAUGAUCUAUGCAUAUUUUUAAAAUCUUGUACCACGCCUUACUCAAAGGACCUAUACUCCCUUUCUUUAGUUUACCGUAGGGAAGCAAAAUGACGUUUUUGUGUAUUAUUCCUUUCUCUAGUACAUUUAGCAAGACCACUCUCAUAACUGCUCAGAAUCUGCUUUCCCUGGACUUUUCCUUACGUCCGUAUUUUUCCUGAACUUAGCAUCAAAAACUAUUCAGAUAACAAAACGUUAUUUAAGUAUUUCCAGUGCCAAGAACCCUCCAGAAUCUUAAAGCAUUCUAGCCACAACAGUAUGCUUGGCCCCUAGGGAAGGGUCUCCUAUUUCCUUUUACUGUCAGAAUAUCUAUUUUAAA
Messenger RNA from Pteropus alecto (black flying fox), 4363 nucleotides. It is a transcript of the gene ALOX12, whose product is annotated as arachidonate 12-lipoxygenase, 12S type. NCBI's taxonomy places the organism in Eukaryota, Metazoa, Chordata, Mammalia, Chiroptera, Pteropodidae. Gene Ontology annotation, biological process: lipid oxidation; linoleic acid metabolic process. The record is from RefSeq and is a predicted model, not a curated record. Gene Ontology annotation, molecular function: protein binding; arachidonate 15-lipoxygenase activity; arachidonate 12(S)-lipoxygenase activity. The transcript is spliced from 14 exons. The coding region runs from base 892 to 2883 and encodes 663 amino acids. Gene Ontology annotation, cellular component: cytosol; sarcolemma.